Messenger RNA from Leptosia nina, 252 nucleotides. The record is from the annotation of a GenBank genome assembly. NCBI's taxonomy places the organism in Eukaryota, Metazoa, Arthropoda, Insecta, Lepidoptera, Pieridae.
AUGGGUGCCUCAUUUGUUCCCAUCACAGUAUUUACGGUAUUAUGGGGUGUGGUGGGUAUUGUGUGCCCAUUUUUCGCCCCUAAAGGGCCAAACAGAGGAAUCAUCCAGGUGGUGUUAAUGUUAACUGCUGCAACGUGUUGGCUAUUUUGGCUGUGUGCGUAUAUGGCCCAGAUGAACCCACUCAUCGGACCCAGAUUGAGUAAUGAGACUCUUAUAUGGAUCGCCCGUACUUGGGGAAAACCCUACGCGUAA